Molecule: messenger RNA, 1395 nt
Organism: Microthlaspi erraticum
Lineage: Eukaryota; Viridiplantae; Streptophyta; Magnoliopsida; Brassicales; Brassicaceae
Source: the annotation of a GenBank genome assembly
AUGAAGCUAAUGGGUACACACAAUAACAAGAAGAAAGAAGUCUCUAACAGUAACUCUUCAAGAACAUCUCCUGUCCGUCUUCAGGUUUCAGAUGACACCGAAUUCUCCAAGAACAGCUUGUUAGCUUCUAAACCUGACUCAGACGAUGAUGAUAAUGUGGCGACUUCAACUACGGAUAUAGAAGUAGCUAAACUGCCAAUUGCGCCGGUUUUGGACUUAACCGAGAGCAAUCAUCAAGCCACGAGACAUCAAUGUGAGGAUGUUAUGAGAGAAAACGAUCAACCGAGACCUCAGCAGUUUAAAAAGGUUGACUUGAGCAUUGCUCUGAGACCUCAAGAAGACGAAAAUCUGGAUUACGACAGUAACGCUAGCUCCUCAAGCUUCGAGUUUCACGGUGUUCGCGGUGACCGUUCGAAUCAGAAUCACGUCUCAAGAGCAUACCCUUCGAGACAAAUGCCAUCCAAAUGGAAUGAUGCUGAGAAGUGGAUAAUGAGCAGACAGAACAUGGUGAUGAGGAAGCAUGGUCAAGGGAACAGAAUCCCCGUGAGAGUUGUGCCUGAUAAUGCAGGUUACGAGCUUAACAAAUCCAGGCUACAUCCAACUCCAGCUCAAGGAUAUGGAGGAAGUUUGUUGAUCGAUCAAUCCACACAAAGCAAUGAUCUUGUGGACACAACAAAGGAUGCAUCAGCUGUUCCUGCGAUUCGUUCUGUGUGUAUGAGAGAUAUGGGAACUGAAAUGACGCCAGUACCGAGUCAAGAACCUUCAAGAUCUGUGACACCAGUUGAUGCAACGACUCCUUUUCGCAGCCCGACUUCUUCUCUGCCUUCAACUCCUAGAGGAGGAGGGAAACAAGAAGAGUCUUCUUUGUCACAAGACACAAGAAGAGAAAUAUCUGAGGAGGAAGUGAAAGCGAAGACGAGAAAAGAGAUAGUAGCUCUCGGAGUUCAACUAGGGAAGAUGAACAUAGCGGCUUGGGCAAGUAAAGAAGAAGAGGAGAACAAUCACAAGAAGAAAAGUGUAGAUGCAGAGGAGACGCAGAGGAUUGAGUUUGAUAAACGAGCGACUGCGUGGGAAGAAGCAGAGAAAUCCAAACAUAAUGCAAGGUAUAAGCGUGAGGAAAUCAGAAUCCAAGCUUGGGAAAGUCAGGAGAAAGCCAAACUCGAAGCAGAAAUGCGACGUAUUGAGGCUAAAGUUGAGCAGAUGAAAGCUGAGGCAGAAGCAAAGAUGGUGAAGAAAAUCGCAAUGGCGAAGCAAAGGUCGGAAGAGAAACGGGCUUCAGCGGAAGCUAGACAAGCCCGUGAUGCCGAGAAGGCAGCAACUGAAGUCGAAUAUAUAAGGGAAACAGGUCAAAUACCGGCUUCAAGUUACAAGAUGUGUUGUGGUUUGUUCUCAUGA